Messenger RNA from Eutrema salsugineum, 87 nucleotides. Its product is annotated as peptide POLARIS. The record is from RefSeq and is a predicted model, not a curated record. Lineage: Eukaryota; Viridiplantae; Streptophyta; Magnoliopsida; Brassicales; Brassicaceae.
AUGAAACCCAGACUUUGUUUUAAUUUCAGGCGAAGGUCCAUUUCUCCAUGUUAUUUAUCAAAUAUCCUACUAUCUUCCCGUUUGUAA